UUGGUGUCUUAGCAACCAAACCUAGCAACUAGGGAAUCACUGCGUGCGGUGGAGCACAGCGGAAAGGCCUCGGAAAUUUUGCUCUCACAUCUCGCAGUUUCCAGCCUCCUGGGUAAGGGACCAGUCUUCUCUCCCUUGCCUGGGACUCUGGAAGCAUCUGAUUCUGGUGAACCUAAGGGGCAGCCUAGGACCAGAAGCCUUUCUCGAAGAAAAGGCUGACAUGCCCGUCCUAUAUGACAGAUUGCUAAAGCUGAAGGAAAUGUUUAAUUCUAAGUUUGGAUCUAUUCCCAAGUUUUAUGUUCGAGCACCAGGAAGAGUCAAUAUAAUAGGAGAGCAUAUAGACUACUGUGGAUAUUCUGUUCUUCCUAUGGCUGUAGAACAAGAUAUGUUAAUAGCUGUGGAACCUGUGAAAACACACACUCUAAAACUGGCCAACACGAAUCCCUUGUAUCCGGACUUCACAACUAGUGCUAGUAACAUUCAGAUUGACAAAACUAAGCCUCUGUGGCACAACUAUUUCCUAUGUGGAUUUAAAGGAAUUCAGGAACACUUUGGUCUUAGUAACCUAACUGGAAUGAACUGCUUGGUAGAUGGAAAUAUCCCACCAAGUUCUGGCCUCUCUAGUUCCAGUGCUUUGGUCUGUUGUGCUGGGUUGGUGACCCUUACAGUUCUGGGAAUGAACCUGUCUAAGGUGGAACUUGCAGAAAUUUGUGCCAAGAGCGAGCGUUACAUUGGUACUGAAGGAGGAGGCAUGGACCAGUCUAUAUCAUUUCUUGCAGAAGAAGGAACAGCCAAGUUGAUAGAAUUUAGUCCCCUGAGAGCCACCAAUGUGAAACUCCCAAGUGGAGCAGUGUUUGUGAUUGCCAACAGUUGUGUGGAAAUGAAUAAGGCAGCAACUUCCCAUUACAAUAUCAGGGUGAUGGAGUGCCGACUGGCUGCAAAGCUCCUGGCUAAGUACAAAAACUUGCAAUGGGACAAAGUAUUACGGCUGGAGGAGGUGCAGGCAAAACUAGGGGUUAGUCUGGAAGAAAUGCUCUUGGUCACAGAGGAUGCCCUUCAUUCUGAACCUUAUAGCCCUGAGGAGAUCUGCAGGUGCCUGGGAAUUAGCCUGGAGGAGUUACGAACCCAAAUCCUGAGUCCAAACACUCAAGAUGUGCUCAUCUUCAAACUCUACCAGCGGGCAAAGCACGUGUUCAGUGAGGCUGCGCGAGUGCUCCAGUUUAAGAAGAUAUGUGAAGAAGCACCUGACAACACGGUCCAGCUGCUGGGAGAGUUGAUGAACCAGAGCCACGUGAGCUGCCGAGACAUGUAUGAGUGCAGCUGCCCUGAGCUGGACCAGCUGGUUGACAUCUGUCGGAAGUUUGGGGCUCUAGGGUCACGACUUACUGGAGCAGGAUGGGGAGGCUGCACAGUAUCAAUAGUAUCUGCUGACAAGCUGCCCAGCUUCCUAGAGAAUGUUCACAAAGCUUAUUACCAGAGGAGUGAUGACUGCUUAGCACCGGAGAAACAGAGUUUGUUUGCUACUAAACCUGGGGGCGGGGCUUUGGUUUUCCUUGAGGCUUAAACAAUGUAAAAAAUCUUAAGAGAAACAAACUAUUUUUGGCAUUUAAGAAUUGGCAGGACUUCCUAUGCCACAGUAAAUUAAUCCUCUUUCUGUUUUGUAUUAUGAUGAACAGUUGCUAUUAUCAAGAUGUAUUUCCAAAGUAAUGGCUGAAAGCUCUCUGGGCUUUAGAAUGAUUAUUUUCCAUUUUAAAAUAUGUUUGUACUAUUAUGAACCAAGAUUAUGCUUGAACAGAUCUUUUGAGAAUAAUUUACUGAGAUUUAUUGAUCUGAAGAUUUUAAAGAUGAAUAGUAAAACACAUUCAAUACUGACUUAAUGGGUUGGGCUUGAAUUAAACUGAUACAACUGAAUUG
Messenger RNA from Nycticebus coucang (slow loris), 1914 nucleotides. RefSeq names its product galactokinase 2 (gene GALK2). The transcript is spliced from 10 exons. Bases 221 to 1564 code for a protein of 447 amino acids. NCBI's taxonomy places the organism in Eukaryota, Metazoa, Chordata, Mammalia, Primates, Lorisidae. Gene Ontology annotation, cellular component: cytoplasm; cytosol. The record is from RefSeq and is a predicted model, not a curated record. Gene Ontology annotation, biological process: galactose metabolic process; carbohydrate phosphorylation. Gene Ontology annotation, molecular function: ATP binding; galactokinase activity.